Mastomys coucha (southern multimammate mouse) is the source of this 1809-nucleotide messenger RNA. RefSeq names its product poly(A) binding protein interacting protein 2 (gene Paip2). The record is from RefSeq and is a predicted model, not a curated record. Gene Ontology annotation, molecular function: mRNA regulatory element binding translation repressor activity. Gene Ontology annotation, biological process: negative regulation of translational initiation. NCBI's taxonomy places the organism in Eukaryota, Metazoa, Chordata, Mammalia, Rodentia, Muridae. The transcript is spliced from 7 exons. Bases 474 to 848 code for a protein of 124 amino acids. Gene Ontology annotation, cellular component: cytoplasm.
GUUUGGACUGGAGAAGGGAGGCGGCGGGCAAAGCGCACGUCGAGCGGGGGAGCGGCGCUGCCUGUGGAGAUCCGCGGAGGCCGACAGGAUUCGUUGGCUACCGUCCCCGCUGCCGUGCACUGGGGGAUGGGGGGAAUGGCGAUUCAUUGUAAUGGUUAAAGGCUGUGCAUAUUGGUCCUUGAGAACUCAAACUGAGACUUUUUAGAUUAUGCCUAUGAGUGUGUCUACACAUGCCUGCUACGAAGAUCAGAGGGUGGAGUAGGAUCCUGGAACCAGAGCUCACAGUAGUUGUGAGCUACCAUGUGGGUGCUAGGAAUGGAAACACUACAAGUGCUCUCAGCUGCUGAACCACCUCUUCAGCCCUAGCCUGGAGCUGCUGUAUAGACCAAACUGGCAUCCAAGUCACAGAAAUCCACCUGACUAUCUCCUGAGAGCUAGGAGUAAAAGGUUAAAAACGACAACGAACACCAACCAUGAAAGAUCCAAGUCGCAGCAGUACUAGCCCAAGCAUCAUCAAUGACGAUGUGAUUAUUAACGGUCAUUCUCAUGAAGAGGAUAAUCCAUUUGCAGAGUACAUGUGGAUGGAAAAUGAAGAGGAAUUCAACAGACAAAUAGAAGAGGAGUUGUGGGAAGAAGAAUUUAUUGAACGCUGUUUCCAAGAAAUGCUGGAAGAGGAAGAAGAACACGAAUGGUUUAUUCCAGCCCGAGAUCUCCCACAAACUAUGGACCAAAUCCAAGACCAGUUUAAUGACCUUGUUAUCAGUGAUGGCUCUUCUCUGGAAGAUCUUGUGGUCAAGAGCAAUCUGAAUCCCAAUGCAAAGGAGUUCGUUCCUGGGGUGAAGUACUGAGGUGUGUGAGCAGCCGGCCGCUUUUGGUGGAUGUAGCACAGUUUCCACACUGGGAAGGCAGUGUUAGAAGACUCCAUUGUAAAAGCUCUCUCUCGUCACUGUGUUACACUUACGCAUUGCCAAAGUUUUUGUUAGUCUUGCAUGCUUAAUAAAAGUGCUGAGACUGUUACUAAGUAAGAAGCUGUCACACAGUUACUGAAAGUAGAAUUGGCCGCAUGGCUUAAUGUAAAGACAGCAAUGGAAGAAGCACCAGUCAGUUGUGACAAAGAACCAAAUUAAAUCACCUCCAAAUCUCACUGAAUUGUCUGUCUUUGAGGCUAAACUGGUCCCUUAGGGUUAGUUGACACUCUUUAAUGUCUAUGCUUUGUAAAAAAAAAAAAAAAAUAAGUAAAUAAGUAAAUUUAAAUUAGGUUGUGAUUGUUACAGAUUUCUCAGUUGCAUUUGUCCGUCAAAAAGGAACUUUUCUGAAAAAAAUGUGUUAACUUUUGAAGUAAGUAAUUUCACAAGACUGUCUUUGAGGUUACCAGGUGGUGGUCAGAUAGGAGCUAGUCUGUCUGGCCUUUGCCUGCUGUAUUAUCAUGUUAGGAAUACUGAGUUCUCCUAGUGUUAAUCUUGAGGAAAUACAAUUUGAGGCUUGCAUCUUCUGAAGAUAGAUUGCAUCAUCGCCAUCAUGUGUGAAGUCUUACACAGGACCCACACCAGCCCAUAAUCCAAUUGAAGCACUCGAAAGACAGUAGCAUGACUUUGGUGCUCUUCCUUGCUUUGUUAACCAUCAUGACUAUCGUCUGCAGCACAAGUUUUCUUUUAACAAAGCUAGAACAGUUUUGGCUUCUUAAACUUCAUAUUUGAGUAGGUUAAGCUGCCAUACGUGUUCAGUGUGAAUAGUGUUUAAGUUGAAAAUAUUGUAAAAAAAUUAUAUUUUUUCAAAAAUAUUUAAAAAAAUAAAUGAUAGUAGACCCGA